This is a messenger RNA of Miscanthus lutarioriparius, 897 nucleotides long. The record is from the annotation of a GenBank genome assembly. NCBI's taxonomy places the organism in Eukaryota, Viridiplantae, Streptophyta, Magnoliopsida, Poales, Poaceae.
AUGAUGGAACCGAACAGGAUAGCGGCAGUGAUCGCGUUCGCGCUGUUCAUAGAAGGAGCGGCGUGGAACGCCAACGUGGUGCGGGUGGCCGAAGCGCCCUACUGCCCCUACCUCAAGGACGGCGUCUUCGCCGGCGCGGGCGUGCUCGCCCUCGCCGCCACGGCGCUCGGCAUCACCUCCUUCAUCAUGCAGCGGACUCAGCCAGCAGCUGGGGACGCGGCGGCAGCGGCAACGCCAGGCACACCAAACAACAGGCCAGGCGCAGCAGGCGGGCAGUCGCCGUCCCCCGAGGUAGUAAUGGACCACCCGCUGUUACCAUCGGGCAAGCCACAGAACGACUACCCUGUAAAACCCCAGGGAUACGAGCAGCCUCAGGUCGUCCCUCCUACUGAGUCUCACCCACAAGCAGGCUACGCACAGGCACCACAGACGAACCUACAGCCCCCUCCUCCAGCUGCUCAGGACAAUGUGUCCCACCACGCGCCGAACCACCAGCUCCCUCCGCGCCCGCCAGCCCCAGCAGCGGCACCGGCGGUCGCCGUGGCAGCAGCCGCAGCCUCGGAACCAAGCGUGCUGCAGCCGGCGCUCGGGCCGGUCGCGAUGGGCCAACCGCUGCCGCAGGUUCCGCUACAGUACUCUGUUCCUAUCCCGGCACCUCAGGUCGGCGGCGUGGAUAUUCCGGCCGGCGUUCUCCCCUCUACUGCUCCUUCGACGCCAGGGAGCGGACCGUCGGCACUUUCGACGGUUAUUCGCAACGAAGUAGCGAGACAAGGAGUUAAAUUGGCUGCGCACGUGGUGACGCAGUCCCUCUUUUCUGAUAACAACACCGUUGGGGAUGGCGUUCUUUCCAUCAUGACUGGUUCUGCUGGAGGCGACGCUGUUCAGGCUACAAAUUAA